GUACCAAGUUGCAGAAUUUGGAAUAAUCUUUUUUCGGUGACCAAACCAGGGUUUUAUUAAGCCCGCGUUUAUUUUUCUUGCAUGCUAACAAAAAAAAGCGAGCGUCUCAAAAGAUGUCAAAAUCCCUGUCGUUUCGGUUGCAAAGUAAGCUCCAUAAUGGAGAUAAUGACCAAAACGGCAAUAGAAGAAAUAUGCAAAAUUGUAGACAGCGAUUUUGCGUUUUUACGACAAGAACUGUCUCGAGUCAUGGGUGAAAACACAGUUCUCAAGGACAAAAUGCUCUGUUUCGGGAGCGAAAGGCACGAAGAAAGCGUCACAAAGGAAGAAGCGCGCGCUGGCUCCAAAAUAUAUCGCUCUAUUUGCGUUCAAACCGAAGACGGAGAGCAGCCCUCCAUCAAAGGCAUAUUUGGAAAGGAGUGGUGCUCCAGUUUAUGGGAUCGGAGGAACGAGUCCAGAGAAGAUGAGCUGGCGAUCGAUGUCGACCUGUACAGCGUGUCGCCUCAUAAGCACAGAGAACAAGAGCACUCCGACCUGGUCAUAAUCAAAGAGGAGUGUUUUGAAGUGGACACUUAUCCCAGUUAUACAGGGAAAACGCCCCCAGCUUCGAGAGGACAACCAACAUCUUCUGCAUAUGAGCCAGUGGUAGACUCAAAAAGUUUUGAUGGCCAUUUUGUGUCCGCCGAAUUUUCAGAGCUAUCGGAAAUACAAAACACCUCCUCCGAUUCUCAGACAAACACUCUAGGAAAAACUCCAUCGAUGAGGCUGUCGACCAGUUAA
Puntigrus tetrazona (Sumatra barb) is the source of this 777-nucleotide messenger RNA. RefSeq lists its product as uncharacterized. The coding region runs from base 82 to 777 and encodes 231 amino acids. NCBI's taxonomy places the organism in Eukaryota, Metazoa, Chordata, Actinopteri, Cypriniformes, Cyprinidae. The transcript has 4 exons. The record is from RefSeq and is a predicted model, not a curated record.